ACAGUUUGACGUGCUGGUCCAGUCAGAAUUGUUGGUUGGCAUUUAGGUCGUGUUUUUGUCUGGUCCCGUAUUUUUAAAGUGAAGUUCGUAAAGAAUAUGCCGCGGAAAAUUGUCUUAGCCAAAUCGCGUGUGAAUCGAAUGUAGUUCUCAUAUCGUCCCUUUCAGCUUGACGGGCUUUUGAGUCUUGUCCCUGCAGGAGUACAAAAAUAACUCGACAGAUUCCGAUCUCGGAUAUUGGCCCUGCAUGUGAAGUAAAGCAAUUACUUCCCGAGCCCAGUAACGCGUGGUGGUAGCUCAUCGGAAAUUCAAAAAAAGUGUGAAAUUUGGUGUGUUACGAGUCCUAUUUGAAGGACUAUAAUUGAACAAUGAUAGUUGGAUAUGGACCGGUGACGCAAGCCCUCCUUGGUACGCUGUUAACAUGGGGUCUUACAGCGGCCGGAGCCGCGAUGGUUGUAUUUCUACGAGGAAAUCAGCGGAAAUCACUGGAUGCAGCCUUAGGGUUCGCUGCCGGAGUAAUGAUCGCUGCUUCAUUUUGGUCGCUUCUGGCGCCAGCUAUUGAAAUGGCCGAAGGUUCGGGGAUGUACGGCGAGGAUGGCAAAUAUGCAUACUUUCCAGUUGCAUUGGGAUUUCUUCUCGGAGCUAUAUUUGUAUUUGGCACAGACAAACUAAUUUCGUAUUUGGGACUAAACGAUUCACACAUGAUGAUAGCCCUCACACAUACGAAUAAAGAUAAAGCUGAAAUUGCAUCAGAUGAUAUUAACAACAGUUUGGAAAACCAGAAAAAUGGUCUUGAUUGCUUGAGUGUACAGCAUGGCACGACGACGUCACGCAGACGACGAAAGAAUAGCAACGAUCGCGAGCAAGCUACUUACACAGAUCAAAGAGCGAUUGAUCAUCAGAAUGCGAUGGCACAGUGGAAAAGGAUAAUGCUGCUCGUCGUUGCAAUUACAGUGCACAAUAUUCCCGAAGGACUUUCGGUAGGAGUGAGCUUCGGAGCGAUAGGUAAUUCAAAAUUGGCGACAUUUGAAGCAGCAAGAAACCUUGCUAUCGGAAUAGGGAUACAAAAUUUUCCUGAAGGGUUGGCAGUGAGCUUGCCUUUGCAUGCAGCCGGCUUCAGUUUACCGCGAAGUUUUUGGUAUGGACAACUAUCAGGAAUGGUUGAACCAAUCUUCGGAAUAUUAGGAGCCGUAGCAGUUACUCUUGCCACGAUUAUUUUACCAUACGCAUUAUCCUUUGCAGCAGGUGCCAUGAUUUACAUAGUUGCAGACGACAUUCUACCCGAAGCUCACGCCAGUGGAAAUGGAGUGACGGCGACAUGGGGUACAAUAGCAGGAUUUAUAGUGAUGAUGUGCCUGGAUGUGGCAUUAGGGUAGAAGUAACUAGUGUUUAGUUUAGGUACUUUUAAUUAUGAAAUAUGAAAACAUAACACUACUUAAUUAGGGAAGUUAUUUGUACAAAAAUGUAAACAUUUGGAAAUGUUUAUAAGUGAACUCGCGCUAUUCGACCAAUUGAGCCAAUUCAAUUAAAAAUAUAUUUUAAUGCUGCAAAUGUAUAUAAAUUCAUAAGGGCUAAUACAGCUUUCUGCGGAAAACUGAGUUUUUGUUAAAUCCUGCACGCAGAAAGACCAAUAGAGCUUUACACAAAAUGUACUUUUUAUUUUUAAAUUAUAUACCUUUACUAGAGGUUUUAUCGAGGCAAAUAAGAUUUAGUAUUAGUUACUUUUUCACGAUAUCAGAAUACAGUAAGAGGAAUAGUAACAAUAGAACUCAGCCUUGGAGAACAUUUUUAAAUUAUUGCAACAAUACAGGCGACAUCGUUUCACUCUUUCAAUUUUUAGUGGGGUAUAAACCUUUUGUAAAAAUGAAUGUACCUUAAAGCGGAUAAAACAUAUUUGUUAUUCGAGAAGCUAUUUUUCUAGCUGAUCUUCGUUUCAAUUUACGUGAUAUUGAUUUUAAAUUAGUUUUAUGUAAGGAUUGUGUACAUAUAGGGAUGCAAUGAUAAUAAUUAUAUCAAUCGAUGUAAAAGGCGAAAAUAUUGUGAAAAAUAUUUUUAGUAAAACCAUUUCAAAAAAGAA
Molecule: messenger RNA, 2074 nt
Organism: Hermetia illucens (black soldier fly)
Lineage: Eukaryota; Metazoa; Arthropoda; Insecta; Diptera; Stratiomyidae
Gene: Zip48C
Product: zinc transporter ZIP11
Exons: 8
Coding region: 366-1373 (335 amino acids)
Biological process (GO): zinc ion transmembrane transport
Cellular component (GO): membrane
Molecular function (GO): zinc ion transmembrane transporter activity
Source: RefSeq, a predicted model, not a curated record